UGGUCGCCUUGUUUCGCGACUACCAUCCAGAAAAGUUUUCCGGCCAAGGAGAUCCUCGUGUAGUAGAUGAAUGGGUUCAGGGUCUCGAGAUUAUUUUCGAGGUCAUGAACUGCCCCGAUCGCUAUCGUAUGUUAUGUGCCCAGAUCCAGCUGACCGGUGAUGCCAGACUCUGGUGGCAAGCCUAUUGGAGUAUGCGUCCCGGUGAAAAAGACGGUUGUACGUGGGACCAGUUCAAGGAGUUGAUCCGAGAAAAGUAUUAUCCCUCGUAUUACCGAGCAGACAUGGAGCGCCAGUUCUUGGCACUCACUCAGGGUACUCGUACUGUUGACGAGUACGAACGAGAGUUCACCCGUCUCGGAGCUUUUGUACCAGAUCUUGUAAGUACGGAAGCAAAGAGAGCCCACCGUUUCACCGACGGACUCCGCCCAGCAGUCCGCCACAACAUCGUAGGCCACGGUGUCCAGACCUACGCCCGCGCAGUUGCCAUUGCACAGGAAGUCGAUGCCAGUAUCCGACGUGAAGCCCUCCAGACACCAGCUCAGCCAGUUGCUCAACCACCAGCCCAGCCCAAAGUUGUCCAACCAUCAACCAACAAGAAUAAAAGAAAGUUCAAAGGAGGUCCAGAUGAUCGCAAGAACCGCCAAAGACAGAAGCCAAUACCGGAAUGCCCAACCUGCGGGAAACACCAUCGUGGAGAGUGCCUCGUGGGCCAGAAUGUUUGUUUCUUUUGCCGUCAGCCAGGUCACUUCAGCAACAACUGUCCAGAACGACUACAACAACAACCGCAACAACUUGACCAGAGGGAGGUCGACCGGCAUCCAGGUACCAUGUCCGGGAUGAUUAUUCUUAAUGAUGUGCCUGUCUAUGCCUUAUUUGAUACUGGAGCGACCCAUUCUUUUAUAUCACGUCGAUGUCUCGAAGCUAUUGGGGUUCGUUCCACUACCGCUGUCGAUCCUCUCGAGGUAAGUUUAGCCUCGGGAAGGAAGAUAGUGACUGACGCUAGAGCCACCGAUCUCAGCCUUUCCAUCGGCGGCCGUAUUCUAAUUAUUGAUACUUAUGUUAUCGAGAUGAGGGAUUUUGACCUCAUACUCGGUAUGGAUUGGCUAACUCGAUUUCACGUAGAUAUUCAAUGUUAUGACUGGGAGAUUACUCUUUAUCUUUCAGCAGAUGAUCAGAUCACUUAUUACGGCUCAUGGACUCGUACUCUGCCACAUAUUAUUUCUAUG
Molecule: messenger RNA, 1226 nt
Organism: Striga hermonthica
Lineage: Eukaryota; Viridiplantae; Streptophyta; Magnoliopsida; Lamiales; Orobanchaceae
Source: the annotation of a GenBank genome assembly